Oppia nitens is the source of this 2911-nucleotide messenger RNA. It is a transcript of the gene spel1, whose product is annotated as DNA mismatch repair protein Msh2-like. The record is from RefSeq and is a predicted model, not a curated record. Gene Ontology annotation, biological process: mismatch repair; mitotic recombination. Gene Ontology annotation, molecular function: ATP-dependent DNA damage sensor activity; mismatched DNA binding; ATP binding. NCBI's taxonomy places the organism in Eukaryota, Metazoa, Arthropoda, Arachnida, Sarcoptiformes, Oppiidae. The transcript has 8 exons. Gene Ontology annotation, cellular component: MutSalpha complex; nucleus. Bases 221 to 2911 code for a protein of 896 amino acids.
UUUGUGUACUGUAUAUCCAUUGAAAAAGUGCAACGAAUAUAAUACUUACUUCAUUAAAGUGCUGUAAACAGAGAUCACAUGUUUUUGGCGCUCAAAACAUAACAAACAGUUAACACAUUUGAGACACUCAUUGGAUGUGACCAUUGAUUCAACCGAUUGUCGCAUUAGUAUCACAUAAGUGACCACUUAGUUGACCAAUAAUUAACAUCAAUUGUAUUAUAUGAUGGAUGAUAAAGAUAGUAACGAAAGACAAUUAGACAUACCACAAGAGCCAACAUUUUUGGCUUAUUAUCGAUCACUCGGUGAAUGUCCGACCAAAACAUACCGUCUCUUUGAUCGGGGAGACUAUUACACACUUCACGGACCAAAUGCCGAAUCUAUAGCUAAAUCUUUUCUUUGUACGUCUUCGGCCAUCAAAUACAUUGGCAGCGACUCAAUGAAGAUACCAUCGAUUGCUAUAUCAAUGGCCAGAUAUGAGUCGCUAUUGAAACACAUACUAAUUGAAAGGAAAGAGCGCUUAGAGUUUUAUAAGAAAUCCACCAAAAAGUUUUCGGCAAAUGAUUGGCAAUUGGACUUCAAAGCGAGUGCCGGAUGUCUCGGACGACUUGAGGAUAUUAUAUACUCGACCAAUGCGUCUAUUGAUAGCCGAGGUGUUUGUGGCAUUCAGUUAACCAACAAUUUAAAAGUCGGCGUUUCUUUAGUCGACACAAUCGCAAAUGAGAUAUCUUUUUGUGAGUUUGAAGACAACGACUAUUUGUCUCAUUUGGAAAGUCUUUUGGUUCAAAUCAGUCCUAAAGAGACCAUUAUCUGUACUAAUGAUAAACAACAACCAAUUCUUAAGAAAUUGAUCUCAAUUUUAGAAAGCAAUAAGAUUUUAGUCACUGAAGUCAAGAAAAGUACAUUUAAUUCAUCAAAUCUUGAGUCAGAUUUAGACAAACUUAUUGUCAAAACAGAUGAUAACAACGAGUUGUCAUUCAAUUCCAUUCUCGACAAGAACUUACUCGCAAAGGAGUCAUUGUCAGCGACUUUUGAUUACCUCAAUCUUUUGGGCGAUAACUCUAAUUUCGACAGUUUUCAUGUAAAACAAAUGAAUUUAAGUCAAUUCGUCAAAUUGGACGCAACAGCUCUUAAUUCAUUAGAUUUGUUUUGCAAUGACUCUAAUAAUAUUAGAUCCAAUCGGACAUUAUUUCAAGUUCUUAAUUAUUGCCGUACAUUUUCGGGACAGAGAUUAUUGGCUCAAUUCAUUAGACAACCGCUCACUGAUAUCAAUAAAAUUGAGGAAAGACUCGAUAUAAUUGAGUUUUUCAUUAAAAACUGUGACAUUCGCCAGGAUUUAAGCGAAAUUUAUUUGAAGAAAAUUCCAGAUUUAUCGCGAAUUUAUAAGAAAUUGCAUUCAAAAAGAGCUACACUUCAGGAUUGUUAUCGCAUUUAUCAAAUGCUUAAACUUUUACCUAAUUUUCAGAGUUGUCUUAUAAGAGAGGAAAGUGUAAAUUGUUUGGCAAUUAAACAUAACUUUUCAGAUAAACUUAAAUCCAUUUGUAAUGAUUUAUCGGGUCUGAGAAAAUCACUCGAAAAUGUCAUCGACGAAGAACGCAUUGAAACAACCGGUGAGUUCUGGAUUAGAUCCGAUUAUGACGACGACCUUAAAGAGUUGCGAACAAAACUCGACAAAUUAGAAAGUGAUGCAAAUUAUAUCUAUAAGAAUGUGGAUAAAGAGCUGAUGAAAGUGCAAAAUGAAGACAAAUCUUUGGUUAAGUUGGAGAGCAGUGCUCAGGGAUUCGUAUUUAAGUUGACGCGAAAAAAUGAAAAGUGUUUGAGAAAUAAUGACAAAUAUUUUGAGGUCAAAAACUCAACUAAAAGAGAUGGCUUUAGAUUUUUGAACAAACAAAUGAAAAAAUUAAACAAUGACUACAUUGAUGUUCGUUGCGAUUAUGAAAAACUUCAAAAUGAUUUGGCAAAUGAUAUCAUCGCUGAUACCGCCAAAUAUUCUGAAACAAUUAAAGAGUUGGAAAUUUUAUUGACAUAUUUGGAUGUAAUGGUAGGUCUGGCCAACGCUUCGCUCGUGCGCUCCAUUCCAUACAUAAGACCCAAACUUUUACCGAAAGGUUCGGGCAAAAUUGAUGUGAUAGGAGUACGACAUCCAUGUCUUGAACUUCAGGACAAUGUUUCCUAUAUUGCAAAUGAUGUGUCAUUUGAUUCCAAAAAACACAAGUUUUACUUCAUUACAGGACCAAAUAUGGGUGGAAAGUCAACUUAUAUUAGAUCAAUAGCUUUGUGUGUUUUAAUGGCACAGAUAGGGUCAUAUGUUCCGGCGGAUAGUGCUGUCAUAUCCUUAGUGGACGCUAUAUUCACAAGAGUUGGUGCCGGAGAUCUUCAAAUUAAAGGAAUUUCUACAUUUAUGGCCGAAAUGAUUGAAACGGCUGCCAUAUUUAGAUCAGCAACAGAAGAUUCAUUGGUAGUGAUUGAUGAGUUAGGAAGAGGAACGUCUACUUAUGAUGGCUUCGGUCUCGCCUCAGCCAUAUCUGAGUAUUUGGUAACAGAAAUAAAAUCUUUUACUCUGUUUGCCACACAUUUUCACGAAUUGACUCAAAUGUCCAAAGAGUUAACAUCAAUAGGAAAUCUACAUUUGUCUGCCGUAACCAUUGAUAAGAAAUUAACAUUUUUAUAUAAAGUAAAUAAUGGAGUUUGCGAUCAAUCAUUUGGCAUAAAUGUGGCCCAAUUAGCAAACUUUCCGCAACUAAUUAUUGAUUAUGCAAAAGAAAAACUCAAAGAACUGGAAGGAUUGUCAUUGAAAAGCGGUUCCAUUGAGGACGUAAUGAAAGCUAUUGGCGAUCAGUUAUCUAAUAUGGAUAACAUUGACGCAGAUAUUGUCAAACAAAUAAUUAAUAAUAAGUUGAAAGAAAUUGUCUAA